AUGGCCAACUAUCCUGAGCCACCAUCGCAUUUAUCCGAGUCGCAUGGAGCACGGGCCUUUGGAACAGGGUUGCAUCAUGAAGAGGCACGUUCCACAGAACCAGAAGACCAUCCAGUGGAAGAGAUAAAGCGACCUCGAGCCUGUGAACCCUGUCGCCAACUGAAAGUCCGGUGCGAUCCAAAUCCGUCGGACCCAGAUGGCGCUUGUAAACGGUGCGCUAAAGCACGGCGGCAAUGUAUCGUUACAGCACCGACACGCAAGCGCCAGAAGAAGACGGAUAGUCGGGUGACGGAGCUGGAGCGUAAGAUUGAUGCUUUGACUGCUACGCUCCAAGCGUCGCACCAAUCCCAGCUUGCAGUGGGUGCAGGCACAGGCGCACCGCAGAUCCAUUCGCAGCAGAACCGAGAGCAGUCUUCUAGGCUAUCGCGCGAGGACCAGAAUGUGGCAGGGAAAAAGCGACGUCAUGAUGGCUUUUUGGUCUCCCAGUAUCCCCGUCCUAAUAGUCCGUCUGCAGAACAAAUACCAAAACAGCCUGCUAAGCACUGGCGGGUUCCGUUGACUCGGGAAACACCGCCUGGGCCGAAACCUGAUCCUGGGAAUGAGUUUGUGGAUGUGAUCGACAGAGGCAUGCUUGAUAUCAAUACUGCCCAGGCUGCUUUCGAUCAUUAUGUCAUCGAGAUGGGAGACGAGAUGCCCUUUGUGGUGUUUCCCCCAGGCACGACAAUGGGCAAGGUACGCCGCGAGAAACCGACGCUUUUUCUGGCCAUUCUCGGUGUCGCAAUGGGAGCUAUCCUAAAAGACCUCCAAAUGCCCCUGAUUAAUGAAUCUUAUCGAUUGAUUGCGGAAGAAGUUGUCAUCAAGGGCCACAAGAGUCUUGAGAUCGUUCAAGCUCUGCUUGUUGUUUCGAUCUGGUAUAUGACACCCGACAACCUGGAGGAACUCAAAUUCUACCAAUUAAUCCAUAUGGCCGUUGUGGUGGGCAUGGAGCUAGGCUUGAAUCGGAGAUCCAAUGGCGAUUUGAAAAUCGUGCGUAUCCGAGAGAUUGUCAUUAAAAGAAAAACAGCACCCACUACCGACCUGGAAAACCCUGAAGCAAGACGAACAUGGGUGGGCUGCUACCUCCUAGCAAUACAGGCAGCAAUUGCUUUGAGGCGGAUCCAGAUUGUACGAUGGCAGCCGUACAUGGAUGAGUCUCUGCAGAUAUUGGAAAACCACCCUGAGGCUCUAGCGUCUGAUCGCAAAGUUAUCUGGUGGGCGAAAUUAGGAUGGAUUAUGGAACAAGCAGGCUUGCAACUUACCACGGAUGACACGCAGUCAAUUGUGUCGUUUGCAGACAGCAAAGUGCGGUACACUAUCAAGGCAUUUGCGAAUCAACUUGCCCAGUUCCGCAACGAUAUCCCAGAAGACAUCUGGACCCCGACAUUGGCCCACACGUAUCAUGCACUCGACCUUUUCGUGCACGAAAGCGCUAUGGGAGUUGACUGUAGGGAAAGUAUCUACCCCUGCUCUCCAGAUGAUGCCCUGCCUGGCACAACUAUGGCACCAGUUAUUGAAGCUCUUACAUCGUGCCUCAACUCUAUCCAUAGCUCAUUUGACACAAUCCUCGCUGUUGACGUGGAAAAAAUCAAAAAUCUGACGACAUUAGCAUUGGCUCGAACGGCAUACCCAGUCGUCAGUCUAAUCAAAAUUUACUCACUUAUCACGGCCCCCGGUUCACGGAUUGGCCAGGUGAUCGACACUCAGAGCCUCAAGGUGGAAUACUAUCUCAACCGGAUCAUCGCCCACUACCGGGCCGCAGCGGCCCUCGAUGGCGGCAGGGUGGCAGGUAAAUUCGGAAAUAUCAUCAUGAUGCUGCGAAAUUGGUUCCUCAAAAAAGAGAGAGAAUGGGAUAAGCAACCCGUACAUACCCCCAAACUCAAUCCCCUCAAACCAGUGCCUCGAUUAACAUGGAAGCAGAUGAGACAUGAUAACACCCCGUUGCACGUCCUCAGCGAUCUAGCCAUGGGCGACCAACGGUCCGGCAAUCACAGACAUCAAUCGAAUUCCAAUCAAGGAUCCAUAUACUCACCCUCGAAUCUAAAUCAGGACAUGGCCCGCAACGCCACGACCCCAGCGACGAGCUUUGGAGCAGUAGAAGCGUCCACAAACUGGUCACCAGCGCCCGUCACACCCCAAAUGUCCACAGUGUCCAACGACUCAGGCAUGGGAGAUAGAUCAUUCUAUCAAUCAUUCACGCCAAAUCAAUCACAACCAUACGGGAUGCCUGCGACGAUCCAAUAUCCCCAAAUGUCAGGUGUAGGGGAUAUGCCCAUUUCACAGCCGAUGGGAAUGUCUGAGUUGCCGGCAGAGGCAGCUUUUGAUCCGAGUCUGGCUAUACUGGGAAAUAUGAUGGAUGGAGGGCUGUUGUCGUUUCCGUUUGCCUUUGAUGGGAACUUCCAGCUUUAA
Messenger RNA from Penicillium pulvis, 2445 nucleotides. RefSeq names its product putative C6 transcription factor (War1). Lineage: Eukaryota; Fungi; Ascomycota; Eurotiomycetes; Eurotiales; Aspergillaceae. Gene Ontology annotation, cellular component: nucleus. The record is from RefSeq and is a predicted model, not a curated record. The transcript is spliced from 3 exons. The coding region runs from base 1 to 2445 and encodes 814 amino acids. Gene Ontology annotation, biological process: regulation of DNA-templated transcription; DNA-templated transcription. Gene Ontology annotation, molecular function: zinc ion binding; DNA-binding transcription factor activity, RNA polymerase II-specific; transcription cis-regulatory region binding.